This is a messenger RNA of Xyrauchen texanus (razorback sucker), 2994 nucleotides long. Its product is annotated as pleckstrin homology domain-containing family O member 1-A-like. Lineage: Eukaryota; Metazoa; Chordata; Actinopteri; Cypriniformes; Catostomidae. The record is from RefSeq and is a predicted model, not a curated record. Gene Ontology annotation, biological process: regulation of myoblast fusion. The coding region runs from base 517 to 2088 and encodes 523 amino acids. The transcript has 6 exons. Gene Ontology annotation, cellular component: ruffle membrane; muscle cell projection membrane.
GUUGAAAGUACUGUAUAUACUUUUCAUUUUAAGAAAUCACAUUGUAAAGCUAAAUACAUUUAUUGGCCAUACAUCACUGAAAAAUAACUGUAUCCGUUACCGUGGAAGUAAGCUGAUUUGCAAUGUGUUUAGAUUAAUGAGAAAAAGAGAAAGCGCCUGAACCUCUCAACAUGUACCGUGACAUCACUCUGACAGCUGUGCUCGUUCAAUAGAUGUAGCAGUCGAGCUCUAUAAACGGGAAUAACCCCCACCAAUCUGUUUCAGUGCAAGCAACAGCAUCUCAGGGAGUCACCCAAGCCAAUGGAGAGCUUGUGCCCGCGUUUUGCAAAUCGUCAAUGUAGACAGGCAGUCAAGACCUGAGAACUAGCAGUUCAUCCCAUCCACAAGAACACCUGCACGGAACAGAGAGCAAUUUAUAAUAAAGAGGAAGCUAAGAGUCAAGCAAAAAUAUACCUCUUUCUUCUAAAAAGAGGGACAGAGCGCGGAAUAUCGGAAGAGACACAUUAAAGGAAAAGCAUGAAGAAAAGCCAUUUGAUCAAACGGGGUCUUCAAGAUGCCAACCAGCCAUCAUCGCAACCGGACAAAGUAGGCUGGAUACGCAGGUUCUGUGGCAAAGGGAUAUUCAGGGAAAGAUGGCGAAACCGCUUUGUGAUGCUUAAAGGAGAUCAUCUGUACAUAUUUGAAAAAGAGAUGAAGAAUGAUGGAAAGACUCAUGAAGUGUUUGACCUGGCACAGUACGAGCGUUCAGAGGAACUGAGAAAGACCAAGAGCCACAGCAAGAAGAACCACAGUAAAUUCACCCUGCUGUGCUGCAACCAACCUGGGAACAAGAGUUCCAAUCUCGUAUUUCUGGCUGUGAGUCCAGAGGAAAAGGAAUCUUGGAUCAAUGUUUUAAAUACAGCUAUUACCAGAGCUAAGAACCAUGCUCUGGAUGAGGUCAUGAUUGAGGAGAUUCUUCUGGCACACCCUACACGCGAUCGAGCCAGGAUCCCACUCGGGCGUCGUUUGCCCACGCGAGGUCAUCUUAUGGCUGUGGCCUCCUCCUCCUCUGAUAGAAUGCUGACACUGGACUUGGUGAAUGAGGAGGAUGCAUGUAUGCUUGAUGUGUGGAUGAAGGACCAUCAGGUCAGCCUGCAUAAACUGGCUCCUGGCCGUCGACGAGCUGGCACUGAUGUGUCCAGGCCACAAGCCUCCAUUACAGAAAGCAAGGUGAAAACCAGCAGCUUGCCCCGCUGUAGUGAGUUCUCUUGGGGCCAUGAAAACCAGUCUCACAUCCUUCAAAGUGGGAAUAAAAUGUUCGCUCAGGGCCGCAACCGCUGUUCUUCCAUGGAUGACACUCUGUCCCGAGGAGAGCGAAAACCGGCCAAGAAGAAUGGGCUCCAGGCAACACCGGCCCAGAGUACCAUAGGUCACCUUCAGGACCUGAUCACUCAGAGGCUGCGGAUGACUCAAGAGCUACUGGCUGAGAUCCAGGAACUGGAGCCCCAUAGGGGCAGAAUGGGAUCUUACUCCUACCUAAGAGGCAUUGACUCCCCCCGACUUCGCCAUCUCAAGGGCUCUGACUCCCUACACUCGAAGGGCUCAAGCUCACAAAGCUCUCCCCACAGUAAAGGCAUGGACUCACCCUCAGUAAGGGCAAAAGAUUCACCUGGUUCCAGUAGGAAGGAAUCGCCUCACGUAAAAUCAAAGGACUCGCCUCGCUUUAAAGCAUCAAAAUCGUCUCAUUCCAAGAGUGCAUUUAGUUUCAAAAGCAUUGACUCACCUGAUUCUAAAGUAUCAAGUUCACCCCAUAUGAAAUGUAUUGAUCUGACCCACAUCAAAUGCUCAGACUCCCCUCUUUCCACUGGCUCAAACUCGCCCCAUUUGAGGUCCACAGACCCUGCUUUUUUUUGGAUCUGUAACUCACCCCAUUUCAAAGGCUUGAAGAGUACAGACUCUCCCCUUAGUGAAGCUCUGGAUUGGGAGAGCAGGAGGGUAGCAGCUGAGCGGUUGUUACAUGAAGCCAUUUCCUCUUGGCGAGAAGCAGGAGAGAUACUGGGUGAGGUAAAAGAGCUACAAGCCAGACAGCAGCAGGCAGAGCAGAGUUAAACUGAAACGGCCACAACACCCUAACAGAAAAGCAGAAAAACCCCAGACCAAAUCUUUAGUCAGUCAUAAUGCUCUCAAAAACUUGUGAGCCUUUACAAUGAAUGCAAUGAUGGAGAACAACAGUGCCCUGCUUCAGCAAGAUUUGUCUAUAAAUCUGAGGAUAAUUUACCCCAAAAAAUGAGUUUCUUUAAUCAUUUCAUUUAAUCAUUUAUUUAAUCAUUUAUUCUUUAAUCAUUUACUCACCCUCAAGCUGUUUCAAAAAGAAAGAAUCACUUUCUUUUUUCAUUGAAACACAGAAUGACAAUGUAACAGAUAAAGGUCUGGCAAGGAGGAAGUGGGAACUGGAUGAACCAUCAAAAUAAUGUUUAAUGAAAACUUAAAAAGACAUAAACACACAUGGCAGCUGCGUGUGGCUCUCUCUCUCCCGAGCUGCUGCAUCCGAUUCGGCUUUAUCCCUCUCCUCGGCUGAUUAGCCCAAUUGGGGGCCGGCCGUGUGCACUCACGGCCUGUCCCCGCCCUCCUCCUCGUCAAAGACAGCCUCAGUCAUAAUUCACUUCCAUUGUAUGGAAGAUGCUAUGAAAGUAAGAAGUGACUGAAAGGAUAAAAGUCAUGCAGGUUGGAACAACAUUAAGGUACAGAUUAUUACAUUUGACAGAAUUAUAAUGACAGAAUUAAAAUUUUGGCCGAACAAUCCCUUAAAAUCUGCAAAGGUGUAGUCUUGCCAUUGGUAAGAACUGGAAUGUGUUGUUUAGUUAGUAUUGAUUCCCUUUUUUGCAGAAACACCUCAGGUGGAAAAGUUAUUUUGAGGAGAGCAUGAUGGAAAGGUUGAGUUCUGAGUGUUUUGUGUGAAGGCCAGCAGUGAUCCAAUAAUUUAUCAUAUAUAUAUAUAUAUAUAUAUAUAUAUAU